AUGGCAUUCUUCCGAUACGCUGCUACGGCAGCGCUCCUCACUCUCGCCACGGCAUCGACCUCGUCCAAGCGCGGCCUCUGCUUCGUGCCUGAAAGACAUCGAGGAGUUCACCCUCACCCAGAAGACAACGCUAUUUGGGCGACGCGACGCUCUGAUCUCACGUGGUACUACAAUUAUGAGGCCGCACCCCCUCCAGACUAUAAGAACAUGGCCGGCUUCGAAUUCGUACCUAUGCUCUGGGGCGUUCCCGACGGCGGCCUCCUUGGCACACCCUUCCUCGACAGUAUCCGACAACAGAUGAAGAAUGGCUUGAACAUCACUCAUGUGCUUGGCUUCAACGAGCCUGACGGAGCUGACAACGGAGGCUCCAAUAUCUCACCCCACUACGCGUCCAAAAUAUGGAAGCAAAACGUGGAGCCGCUCAAGAAACACGGUGUCAAGCUGGGGGCUCCCGCUAUCACCGGAAGCCCUAGAGGUGCAAUGUGGCUCCAAGACUUCCUUGCCCACUGCAAUGGUAGCUGCAACCCGGACUUUAUGCCUAUUCACUUCUACGGCGACUUCGAGUCCAUGGCUAGCAAGAUCGGCGAAGUCACGAGAGCAUAUCCGAAACUGCCUAUCUGGGUCACUGAAUGGGGCUACAGCAAUCAGAGUCUCCAUGAUACGCACUGGGCGUUCAACAAGUCGCUCCGCUUGUUUGACAAUUGGAGGUAUGUUUUGACACCGUGUUACCCCAGGAUGAGGAAGGCAGUACCAAGACUCGGACCCAGUUGCAUUCACAGCCGAAGCACCAUAAAUACUUUCGACUGUGCCUUGAUGCAGCCUGGGUAA
This is a messenger RNA of Didymosphaeria variabile, 828 nucleotides long. RefSeq lists its product as uncharacterized. The transcript has a single exon. The record is from RefSeq and is a predicted model, not a curated record. Gene Ontology annotation, cellular component: fungal-type cell wall. Bases 1 to 828 code for a protein of 275 amino acids. Gene Ontology annotation, biological process: fungal-type cell wall polysaccharide metabolic process. NCBI's taxonomy places the organism in Eukaryota, Fungi, Ascomycota, Dothideomycetes, Pleosporales, Didymosphaeriaceae.